Messenger RNA from Lactuca sativa (garden lettuce), 1459 nucleotides. Its product is annotated as WD repeat-containing protein RUP2. Lineage: Eukaryota; Viridiplantae; Streptophyta; Magnoliopsida; Asterales; Asteraceae. The record is from RefSeq and is a predicted model, not a curated record. Gene Ontology annotation, molecular function: protein binding. Gene Ontology annotation, biological process: response to UV-B.
UAUUAUACUCGAACAAAAGCAGUAUACAACCAUGCAUGUCUAUCCAUUUCUUCAUUUGGAAUUUGUAGACGUAGCCUUUUACUGGUGGGGACUCAUCCAAAAGAUCUCAACGAAAAACAGCCCCCAUCACCGCCGAUAACUACCACCACCGCCACCGCGCCACCACCACUUUCAAUGCUAUAAGUCGCCUGAUCACGACUUGACAUGAAUGGGAAAUGAAAAACGUCUCAUUUCAAUCAGAACAAACCCAUCCAAACCCACCACCACUAGAUCCCGAUCAAGAGGAUAGAUCGACGUCAGCGACGAAGUUUGAGUGGGAUUUUUCCGUCUCCGCCGUGGUUUCAUCCUCCGUUGCCGGUGGAAACAUCUCGGACACUCUCGGCGUCGUAGAGGUUAACUCCUCCGGAAAUCUCUUUGCCACCGGCGGUAUAGCUAGGAAGAUCAGAGUUUAUAGCUUGAAUUCAUUGCUAUCAUCAAGUAGUCUAGAGGCAACAUUGUUUGACCAUGCUACUGCAUGCCAUUAUUGCAUAUGUACCCCAGCAAAACUCAGCAGCCUCAAAUGGAAACCCGGCUCCGGAAGCCAGGUCAUGGGAUCAGCCGACUACGACGGUGUUGUCACGGAGUACGAUCUUGAGACCAAGAUGCCGGUUUACGAGCGUGACGAACACAGCGGCCGGCGGGUUUGGAGCAUGGACUACUCCCACUGGGAUCCGGUGGUCGGAGCAUCCGGUGCCGAUGACGGAACCAUGCAAAUGUGGGACCCGCGGCAUGAUGGUGGGAAAUGUGUGGCUAAAGUGGUGUUAGGGAGCCCAGUUUGUUGUGUGGAGUUCAACCCGUUUGGUGGCGCAUUGGUAGCCGUUGGAUGUGCAGAUCGAAAAGCCUACGUUUACGAUGUGAGGAAAAUCGUUGACCCGGUAGCGGUGUUUGAUGGGCAUCAGAGGACGGUAAGUUACACGAGAUUCCUGGAUGAUCACACGGUGGUGACGUCCGGCACAGAUGGGUGUUUGAAGAUGUGGGACAUAGAGAAGCAACACAUGAUUCGCACGUAUAAAGGGCACACAAACCAAAGAAGGUUUGUGGGAUUAUCCAUUUGGAGAAAUCAAGGAUUGAUUGGAUGUGGGUCUGAGAGCAACCAGUUGUUUGUAUAUGAUAAGAGGUGGGGUGAACCCAUAUGGGUGCAUGGGUUCGAACCAGAGGGUGGAAGAAGGUAUGAAGAUGGGUUCGUGAGUAGCAUAUGUUGGAGCCAAGAGGGUGAAGAUGAGUGCACGUUGGUGGGUGGUGGUUCCGAUGGAGUUGUAAAGAUUUUUUCCGGAAAAAGAAAACCGUUAACUUAAAGGUGAUAAAUUUUCUUUCUACAUUUCUUCCUUUGUUAAGAAUUAAUUACUUUGUAACUUGAGUUUCAAUUCAUUACAUAAAUAUGCAAAUACUUUAUCUCGUCGAUAAAGAGUUACCGACUUAA